CUUGCUCGCCGCGGCUCGCGCUCACGAACACGCAUAUUCGAUAUGUUGGUUCCAUCGGACGCGGCUGAGCUCAGCUGUCACGAUGCGGCGAUGUCCCGAGCCCCGGUCCAAGACGCGUGAAGUGGACUCUGAUCCUUUUUUAGCUCCAGGGUUCUCAAGAGGUCCUUGAGAUGCUUCUUGAAAUAGUCUCUGCUCAGUCUCCCAGGAGACUUAGCACAGCAUAUAAAACCAAUGAUGUAGUCCGGCCAGAAGUGUUGGUUCAAUCACAUCACGAUUAACAAAGUCAUCUGACCACCAGCAGUCUCGCCUACCCUUCGGACUUCACUCAUUUUAACCUCGUUGAUUCUCUCAUUUUUCACAGUCACUUACUUUGCUUCAAUUAUGAAACCUUCAAUUUCCACUCUUUUGGCCGUCCAGGCACUUAUUGGCUCCAGCCUAGCCGCUGCUUUGCCCGAGAAAGCUGUUCUUCGACCAGCCCAGAAACGACAGACUUCCGUCCCCGCCGUUCCCCUUGGACCAGCCAAGUUCACACCCAAGACCAAUGUCACCCUACCCUAUGAAGGACUUAACGCUACAAACGCCCUCGUUAGGGCCAUGAUGAAGCAACCGGCAGUCUUGUUGGAGGACAUCGAGACAGUCACCGAUGUAGAGUGCUCGGCUACCGGAGUUGUUCUCAAGUUCAGCGCCACCGAAGACUACAACACUUGCUUGGGCGCAUGGCCAGCAAAAGACUUCAUCAUCAUCACGAACCACAACGGUACUUGCGACAGCGAACACGAGCGCGGUGUCUACGUGGUCCAGAACUACACCUUUGACAACGCCACCUUGACUCUGACUGCUUCGUCUAGCAAAGCGGAGAUCAGUGACCAGAUGAACGAUGCAGUCAUCGACUUCCAACACACCGGCACAGCUACCACCAAGCGAGAUCUCUCCGGAACCAUCUCCGCAGACCUUUCUGGCUCCACACUCGUUGCGACGGACCCCUUGACCAUUGUUGCCAACGAAGCCAGGCUGGAAAGCACAGUUACCUUGGCGGGCCAUGUCCACUACAACUUCUGGAAGUUCAAGGUUGAUGAGUUUUACAUUGAUGUCGACUACUCGUCUGCUCUGAAUCUCAACAUCUCGGCCCAGGUCAACGCCCAGUACUCGACGGACUUGUACAACUACAACCCCCUGUCCGUGUCUGUUUCUGCCUUCACUAUUCCAGGCAUCAUAGAUGUCGGCCCCAUGGUGGACUUUGGCCUCGGUAUUGAGUUUGCUGCAUCCGGUGUGGUCAAGGCUUCCGUGGACGUUGUCUCAACCAUUGCCGAUGCUCAAGUUCACCUUGACUUUUUGGACUCCGCCAAGACCUCUUCCACAGGCUGGAAGCCUCAAACCAACGUCACCACAGAUAUCAACGCUCAAGUAGAACUUCAACUGAACCCGUUCGCUGACCUGACCGUCGCUUUGGGUGUUAAGCUCUUCAACGGCCUCCUCGAUAUGUCUGCUGGAGUCGAGGCGAAGCCCCAGGUCAUAAACGCCUUUGCGGUAGACCUUGACUUCACUUACACCAGCGCCAGUGGCGUUACUUUCGCGAAACCUACCGGAGAGCAGUGUCAGAAUGGUGCCUGGUUUGCUAGCACUUUCCAUCUGGGCGUUGAUGCCUAUGUUACAAAAUUCUACACUAAGACCUUGUAUGAGGUUGAUUUACCAAUUUACCAGUCGCAGUGCUGGAGCUUCGUCAACUAGAUGUUAGCCUAAUCAUCCAAUGAACAUAAAUCUUCUGUA
Messenger RNA from Colletotrichum godetiae, 1767 nucleotides. RefSeq lists its product as uncharacterized. Lineage: Eukaryota; Fungi; Ascomycota; Sordariomycetes; Glomerellales; Glomerellaceae. The transcript has a single exon. The record is from RefSeq and is a predicted model, not a curated record. The coding region runs from base 382 to 1728 and encodes 448 amino acids.